Messenger RNA from Ooceraea biroi (clonal raider ant), 1911 nucleotides. RefSeq names its product calcium binding protein Mo25 (gene Mo25). Lineage: Eukaryota; Metazoa; Arthropoda; Insecta; Hymenoptera; Formicidae. The record is from RefSeq and is a predicted model, not a curated record. Gene Ontology annotation, molecular function: protein serine/threonine kinase activator activity. Gene Ontology annotation, biological process: intracellular signal transduction.
UCAUGCACGAUUGAAGGAACGAUCGAUCGCUCGUGUCGGCAAGCUCAACUCGCCGCGACUCGUUCGUUCCCAGUGGUCGAGCAUCCGAUGGUCGCUGUGGUCUCGUGACUCACCCCGUACAUAUAUACGUAUACGUGCGAGAUACGUUGUACACCGUGUGUAACGUAAGCCGCACGGAGCAGCGAGCGGUUUUGCCGUCACCGAUUCUGGCGGAGACGUGUCCACGUAAGAACACGGAUUCUGAUGUAACGCGCGCGUAGCACGUACGAUACGUUGCUCAUCACCGUCGCAGCCAGGGAGAUCCUAAGCGUGUUGCAUGCGCACGUUCGAGCCGCGAGCGAGACGCCCUGAACAACGCUCGAAUCUCCUUUGCAUGGUAAGCAGCCGUUUUUAGGUUAGAAUCCACUCCUGGAUCUUGCACCACAAGAUUCGAGACGGAUCUCAAUCGCCAUCGAUCGCCCGUCGGUCCACGAUCUCCCACGUUUCACGACGCACCAUCAAAAUUUCUCGGAGCGCAACGUGACACCAUAGCUUUGCCUUUGUCGUUUUCGCAUAAUCGCUCUCCGAUCAUGUGAUUUGACGGAUUCGAUUAUGGAGCAUCGACCAGUUGCUUUUUGAGGUUAGGGUGUCUCGCAACAGACUUCUCUUUCUCGCUCGCGCACGACGGCUCAUCCAACCGCGUACGGAUUUGAUUACUCUCGAGAUCGAGAAAGGAAGUAACCUUUGUCACCGUUGUCGUCGUCGCAGAUAUUGAUGACAUCAAGACGAUACUCAACGUUGUAGUUGCUACACGCAUACAACUUUGACCCAAUCAGGAACUCAGAAUUUCUGUCAAAACAAAGGUGCAUACACUGUAAGAAAACAUGCCUCUGUUUGGAAAGUCUCAGAAGAGUCCAGCGGAGGUGGUAAAGGCCCUAAAGGAGGCGGUCAACGCGUUGGAACGCGGUGACAAGAAGGUAGAGAAGGCGCAAGAAGAUGUGAGCAAGAAUCUUGUGCAUAUUAAAAACAUGCUGUACGGCACGGCCGAGACAGAGCCACAGGCAGACAUCGUGGUGGCGCAACUGGCACAGGAAUUGUACAACAGCAACUUGCUGCUCCUACUUGUGCAAAAUCUAAGUCGUAUUGACUUCGAGGGGAAGAAAGACGUCGCGCAGGUUUUCAAUAACAUUUUGCGAAGACAAAUCGGAACUAGAUCACCUACCGUAGAGUACAUAUGUACCAAACCCGAAAUUCUUUUUACACUUAUGUCUGGUUACGAGCACCAGGAUAUCGCACUCAACUGCGGCACAAUGUUGCGAGAGUGCGCGAGAUACGAAGCGCUGGCUAAGAUUAUGAUCUAUUCAGAUGACUUUUACAACUUCUUCAGAUACGUCGAGGUUUCCACGUUCGAUAUCGCGUCUGACGCUUUCUCUACAUUUAAAGAAUUACUUACGAGGCACAAGAUACUCAGCGCCGAAUUUUUAGAGAUACAUUAUGAUAAAGUUUUCUCGCACUAUCAGAGGUUACUUAAUUCGGAGAAUUAUGUAACACGACGGCAGAGUUUAAAACUAUUGGGCGAGCUGUUACUCGAUAGACACAAUUUUACAGUCAUGACACGAUAUAUAUCGAAUCCAGAUAAUUUAAAAUUGAUGAUGAAUAUGUUGAAAGAAAAGUCUCGCAAUAUACAGUUCGAAGCUUUCCAUGUCUUCAAGGUGUUCGUCGCGAAUCCCAACAAACCGAAACCAAUCCUGGACAUACUGCUCCGUAAUCAGGAGAAGCUAAUCGAGUUCCUGACGCGCUUCCAUACGGACCGUUCCGAAGACGAGCAGUUCAACGACGAGAAGGCGUAUCUGAUUAAGCAGAUCAAAGAACUUAAGUCUGUACAUGAUAAUUAAGUCAAGGAAAUACAAUUAUUGCUACUGCUACGACUAA